Molecule: messenger RNA, 2186 nt
Organism: Engraulis encrasicolus (European anchovy)
Lineage: Eukaryota; Metazoa; Chordata; Actinopteri; Clupeiformes; Engraulidae
Gene: igfbp1a
Product: insulin-like growth factor binding protein 1a
Exons: 4
Coding region: 165-977 (270 amino acids)
Biological process (GO): regulation of insulin-like growth factor receptor signaling pathway
Cellular component (GO): extracellular region
Molecular function (GO): insulin-like growth factor I binding; insulin-like growth factor II binding
Source: RefSeq, a predicted model, not a curated record
ACAGGAGCGAUCAUCACCAACAGAAAAUCAACGAUACAAGAAAAGGUGUCAGUCAGUCAGCGUGACUUGAUUUUACGACGGCAUUGAUUAUUAGUAGUAUUUAUUGGUUCGCUUGAUAGCCUACUGAGCCGGUGAAAUCUAACACGUCGCCAAGGAAGGAAGGAAUGAUGAGUCGCUUGAAUUUGAAUAUUUUCGUUAUGGCAGCUCUGGGCUCCGUUCUGCUCCUGCUCCUGUCCCAGGGGGUCCGGGGCUCGCCUGUUGCAACGGCACAGGAGCCGAUCCGUUGCGCCCCGUGCUCACCGGAGAGAAUAGCCUCGUGCCCCGCGGUGGAUCCUAGUUGCGAGGAGGUCCUCCGAGAGCCUGGCUGCGGGUGCUGCAUGGCGUGCGCAUUAAAGGCAGGGGUCUCGUGCGGCUCACACACAGCGUCCUGCGGCUCCGGUCUCCGCUGUCUCCCCAAACCCGGCGAGACGAGGCCCCUUCACGCGCUCCUCCGAGGACAGGGCAUCUGCACGGAGAAACCCGACACCGACACGGAACGCAAUCAGACUCCACAGACUGCCGAACAACCCAGUGAGGCAGACGGUGAAUCCGUGGUGACAGAAGCGGGGAACCCCCUCAUCCUCUCCGGCCACGGAAAGCCCAUCGACCCGCGGUUAGCCGCCGGCGCGCAAGAGAGUAUGAAGGCCAAAGCGAACGCCAUUAAGCGGAAACUAGUGGAGCAGGGCCCAUGUCACGUGGAACUCCAAAGGGCGCUUGAGAAAAUCUCCAAGUCUCAGCAGAAGUUGGGGGACAAGCUCACCAGAUUCUACCUCCCCAACUGUGACAAAGUUGGUCGCUACAAAGCCAAGCAGUGUGAGUCUUCGCUGGACGGUACAAGGGGCAAGUGCUGGUGCGUGUCUCUAUGGAGCGGGAAGAGAAUUCCGGGCAGUGGCGACCUUCCAGAAGAUUCCGAGUGCCCUCUAGAGUAUAAUCACUGAUGCACAAGAUACCCUCCCAUCUCUCUCUCUCUCUCUCUCUCUCUCUCUCUCUCUCUCUCUCUCUCUCUCUCUCUCUCUCUCUCUCUCUCUCUCUCUCUCUCUCCCUUCCAUCCCUCCCUCACCACUACUGAUGUCGUCCUUUAAAAAAGAAAAGCCUUAUUUAUUUAUUAUUGUCUUUUAUUUACUUCUUUUGGGUCAGUAAUUCAGGUACAUGCGCUGUUAUCGGUGGUUUGACAUGUUCCACCGAAAAGAAAAAAAGAAUAUAUUUUUUUUCCAUAAAGGGAAAAGUAUGACAUUUCUAUGUAUUUAACAUGCACUAUAUAAUCUUAUUUAUUUUUCAAUCCUGUGUAUUCAUAUUGAUAUUGGAUUGUUUCUUAUAAUUUCCAUAUUUAUAUCCUCUUGUUGUUUUAUUUUUAUGUCAUGUCUUUGGUUGUUUGCUGUAAAGUGGUUGUGUUCAUUUUUUUUUUUUUUUGCUGUGUGCUACGAGGCAGAGGAAUCACUGUGACCAAACUUCUUUGAUAUUCCUCCCCCUCACACGCGCACACACAAAGAGACAUUUUCACACAUACAUUGCAUGUCGCAUUUUUGGGGCGACUGUUUACUGUUGGUUUUUUUGCUGUUUCUGUUGUGUAAUUGUUGUCCUUUUUUAUGAUUUUAUUUUAUUUGUUUCUUUUGCGCACUGACUGAUGUCUCAUCUGGUUUGUGGCACUGAUCCGUGCAUGUGCUGGGCCAAGACCAGGCACAUGUGCUCUUAACCUGGUACCCCCUCGUCUGCUCCUCUGAUUGGACGGCGGGGUUCCAUUGACCCUUGAGCCCUGUGACUAGUAUGGAGGUGACAUCACACUCCCAUUCCGUGAUCCAGGGCGGGGUCUGAAUGUUUGAACUACCUCAUAGCGUCAGAAAUGCAUGCAGUGAUGUGUGUGUGUGUGUGUGUGUGUGACCGUAUGUGUGUGUAUUUGUGCUUGGUGAAAUGUGUAUCGGAUGUGUGUGGGUGUAUCGGUCUUUUUUUGUAUGCAUAGAUGAAGUGAAUGUUUGUUUAGUGUUAAGUAUGAGGAUGGUGGAUACACUAUUUUGUGUCUUUGUGCCAAUCUUCCAUGUCAGUUUCUUGAACUCCAAAGGACUGUUCUUUCAUGUGCAUACUGUACACUAUUUUGCAAUUUCUUUUGGCAUAUACAUAUAUCUAUAUAUUUAAUAAACUAUUUAAUCAAA